AUGGCUAAAAGACAUAAGCAUUAUACUGGUACAAGAAAGAAACGCUCGAACGGUAGUGGCGGUUCACGUGGGAAGGUUAACCAUAAAAUGAAACAUCUACGAAAACGUCAACAAUCAGAUCAACAAGGACAAAAGAAUGAUGUUGUAAAUAAUUGGUUUAACUCCUCGCUUCCGAUGGGAAAUGGUGAUUUAUCACUAGGUAUGGAAUCUUCCGAUAUGAACUAUUCCAAUCCAGGUAGAGCAGUUAUAUCUGCUCAAAAUGUGGAAGAUUAUUAUUUCGGUAGAAGAAAGGAAAAAUCAAUGAAACAAGGUGGGUUCAGAUUAGGUAGAAGAAACAACACAUCAAAUGAUUUUAGUUUUGCUAAUUCAUCGUUUAGAAAGAGACCGAUGGUCUUUGUUAAAGCUGCAGAGGUGUAUGAUCCAUCACAUGAUUUAAUUUUACAAUUGACUAAGAACCAAGAACGUAGAAGUUCAUUAACACAAAGUUCACCCCUUCGUGAUAUUGAGUUCAGUGAUGGUAAAGAUGAACAGUAUAGUGAUUUCGAGAGUUCUGAUGAGAGUGAUAGAAUAUCGCAUGUCUCGGGUCAUCCCGAAAAGUAUGUUUCUGAACAAUAUGAUAUCACAGAUAGUGAAAGUUUAGAUACUGAAACAAGCGAAUCGGAUGAUGAUGUAAUUGUUGAAAAUAAUGAAUAUGAAGCUUCUUCUUCUGGUAAUAAUGCUGACAAAAUGACCAACCUUACAAACGAGGAACUAUUCUUUGUUGAUGAUUCUGGUUAUUCUGACAACAACAGGCCUGUUGUAAAAAACGUUCAUAUUCCAUUAAAGGAUACAACAGGAUCACUACCUAAAAAUGUUCCUGAUCUAGAAUUUGAUCCGUCUCUAGUUAUUGGUAAAGUUGAAAUUCCAUUAGAAGAAACUGAAAACGGUGAGGUUGUUGCAGAUUUGACACAUGCACCCUACAGAAACUAUAUUAAGAAUAUUCUAAAUAAUACUAAAGCCGAAAUUGAUACUGACACUGAUGAUGGUAAUAGUUCUGAUGAUAAUGAUAAUUAUGAUACUGAUGAGAUAUAUAAUAUUGGAGACGAUACACAUGAUAACAAUACAUUAUCAGAACCAUUUUCUGAAAGUCUUGUUGACUCAGAUGUGCAGUUAUCAGAAGAGAUAAAGAUAUUGGAACUUGGAAAUAGUACAGAUGGAACUGACGAGGAGAAAUUACAGGAACCAGAAUUUGGUUUCCUUGAAGAUGAUUAUGUGGUAAAUACAUCAGACGUUCAUAUUACUAAUAUUAGACUUGGGUUUAAUGAAAAUUCGUAUUUUUUAACAUGCUAUAGAUUGUUUGGUGAUUAUGAAGCCAGAUGGAUUUCUCAGGAUAUUUUCACAGAUUUUAUCCUGGAGGAUUUAGGUCUCCCAGAAACUCGUUUAGAAGCAUAUUUAAAACACGUUAAAGAUUCUUUAAUACCAAAAGAGGAACCGCCAGAACCUACCUAUUCAGAUAUUCCCUUUUCAGAUUCUAGUGAAGAAGAAGAAGAUAUUAUUAAUAAUCUCCAUAAUGACGAUGAUGAUAUCACUCUUAUGGAAGACAUGAAUGAAGGUUUAGAUGAUUUAGUUAAUUAUACGUUGAAAUAUAGUAAAGACCGUACGCGUGAUUUUGAGACAAGAACUCCUUUGAUGACUGGGAAGGGUAAAAAGAAGAAGCUUUUGAUUGAUGACUCAUUAUCUCUUGAUACCGAGACGAUAUUUUCAUUGCAAAAUAAGCUGUCCAAUAGAUUAGGUAGAAAAGCAGACAAAAGGAGGACUAAAGAAGAUUUUAUAAAUGAGGAGAAUAAACAUUCUAGCGAUUUGUUUAAAAAGUACCCUUACGGAUUACAUAUUCAAAAUAUGAAAGAUGAAUUCGAAGAAUAUUAUUCCAAUAAUAAAGAUAGAUUGAUUUUCCCUCCUUUAGAUCCUCAUGGUAACAAGACGUUGAUGAAGUUUGCUAAACAUUACUACAUGAAGACUAACAAAGCAGGGAAGGGCAUUCAUACACAUAUGAUGAUUGAGAAAACCAAAAAGACUAGAAGAGCUAUUCCAAAUUAUGGUCUGAUAUCACAACUCUUGAAACAACGCCCUGUUUUCAUGAGAAUUGAUGUGAAGAGGGUACAGGAGGACUUUGUAAAGACUGAAAGGGUCAAAAUAAAGAGCAAAUUCCACGUCACAGAAGGUGAAAUUGUUGGUGAAAACGCUCCCGAAAUUGGCCAAGACAAUAUCGGUAGAAGAAUGCUUGAAAAGUUAGGUUGGAAUAGCGGUGAAGGUCUGGGAACUACAAGUAAUAAGGGUAUUAGUGAACCAUUGUUUGCUCGUGUUAAAAAGGGCAAAGCUGGUCUUCGUCUGUCGGAUGAUAAGAAGUAG
This is a messenger RNA of Maudiozyma barnettii, 2388 nucleotides long. It is a transcript of the gene SQS1, whose product is annotated as Sqs1p. Gene Ontology annotation, molecular function: nucleic acid binding. NCBI's taxonomy places the organism in Eukaryota, Fungi, Ascomycota, Saccharomycetes, Saccharomycetales, Saccharomycetaceae. The record is from RefSeq and is a predicted model, not a curated record. Bases 1 to 2388 code for a protein of 795 amino acids. The transcript has a single exon.